CAGCCUGUCUCAUUCGCAUGCUACGGUGGUGGUGGUGACUGCAACUGUCCGGCGGACUUGACCGGGGCUAGCGGGGUCUUGAUCAAUGUUUACCCCGGAUACCAAUGCGCCUACCCCGCAGGCGCUUGCACCUGGGACGACAAGACCGGCGCAUUACAAAACACACUGCAGACAAACUGUCCGUCAUCUGCACCAUGCAGCACCGUCAGUGGUUGUAGCUGCCCGGCGGACCUCAACGACGACGCUGGUGUCAUGAUCAAUCAGUUCACUGGGUAUCAGUGCGCAUACCCGAAGGGGGCGUGCACGUGGGACUAUCUUGGGAACCUUACAAACACAGCCCAGACGAAUUGUCCUUCAUAUGCAAAGUGUGCACAGCUUGCGUCGGAUUCAUAA
Messenger RNA from Postia placenta MAD-698-R-SB12, 393 nucleotides. RefSeq lists its product as hypothetical. The annotation marks the transcript as partial. NCBI's taxonomy places the organism in Eukaryota, Fungi, Basidiomycota, Agaricomycetes, Polyporales, Adustoporiaceae. The record is from RefSeq and is a predicted model, not a curated record. The transcript has 3 exons.